AUGGGUAUUGCCAACAAGGGAUUCACCACCCUCCCAGCAGCUACGCUCCGCCGAAGCGCCUCGAGGGAAGCCACGAACGCAAUUGCUAAUAUCGACGACCUCAACGAAGGCUUUGACGAUCUGCUGCUCGACAACGAUGCUGAAGUUGCCGAUGAUGUGGGUGGCGAUGACAUGACUCCUGUUGUUCCUGACACUGAUGAAUACGGUUCUGACAUCUCAGACUACGACAGUGACGAAGAAGCAAAAAACAGUUGGGAGGGCGAUGAUCAAAAACGUGGAUGA
Necator americanus (New World hookworm) is the source of this 282-nucleotide messenger RNA. RefSeq lists its product as uncharacterized. Bases 1 to 282 code for a protein of 93 amino acids. The record is from RefSeq and is a predicted model, not a curated record. The transcript has 2 exons. Lineage: Eukaryota; Metazoa; Nematoda; Chromadorea; Rhabditida; Ancylostomatidae.